AUGGGCACCCCCCAUCAGGGUGGCAAUGGCGUUCAACUAGGGCGUAUUCUCGUCAAUGCAGCUUCUGUUUUCGUACCAGCUGACGAUGGUCUCCUCAAGCAUCUUGAGAGAGACUCCGAGUGGCUGUUACAACAACUAGGACAAUACGGCCCGAUCAGUGGUGAUUUUGCGACCAAGUUUGCUUAUGAGAAGUACAAAACACCAAUAGCUCUAGGGAAAAAGAUCAUGGUCAUGCCCAGGGCGUCGGCGGUUGUGCUGGGACAGGCGGACGCGGAGCCAAUCGCCAUCCAUGCAAACCACAAAAACAUGGUCAAGUUCACGUCAAAACAGGAUGUUGGUUAUAUCACCAUCCUAGAGACCUUGCAGAUCAUGAUGAAGGAUACGGAAGUUUCGAUUCGAGCAAGAUGGGAAGCAGAACGCCGGGUCGAGAAUGCUCGAGCUAAUGCAACACAGUUUUCUCUCGGGUUCAGUCUCUCGGAGGUAAAUAAUGUCCAUCAUUUUGUUGCAAGAGACGAAGAACUUGCCCAGUUGCAGCAGAUCUUGACGACGUCCCAUGAGCGUCGCACAGUUGUCAUUCACGCCCUUGGGGGUAUAGGCAAAACACAACUGGCUAUUGCUUUUGCAAAACAGAAUUACAAAUCAUUCUCCGCGGUGUUCUGGAUGAACGCUACUGAUAAGGAAACGCUAAAACAGAGCUUCACAAGAGCAGCAGACAGAAUACUCCGCGAGCGUUCCCCUCUUGCCUAUCUUGAAGGUGCCAUUGCCAACGAUGACACGGACGAGAUAGUCAAAGAUGUCGGACGUUGGUUAAGCGAAAGUGGAAAUAACCAGUGGCUUGUCAUCUUCGACAACUAUAACCACCCUUCCUUCGGCGACAACGUUGGCAGGCAGCAUUCACAGCAUGAUAAUAGCAUCAUCUCGAAAGAUUACGACAUUCGCCCAUUCUUUCCUAAGACUCAUCAAGGUGCGAUUAUCAUCACGACGCGAUCAGCCACAGUAAAGCUUGGCAAGACAAUGCAACUAAGUAAACUCAGACGCAUCAAGGAUAGUCUCAAAAUCUCAGAAUCAACGUCUAAUCGUCUACAACUCGUGAAAGAUCCCGCAGCUAUUCACCUUACUCAGGAACUCGAUGGUCUUCCACUUGCCCUUGCUACGGCUGGUGCUUACCUAGAUCAAGUCGCUAUAUCAUGUGCGGAGUACCUUGAACUCUACAAGGACUCAUGGGGUAGACUCCAGGAAUCCAGUCCGCAGCUUUUAUCAUACGAAGAUCGCGCUAUGUACUCAACAUGGAAUAUCUCAUUUCAAAAUGUUGAGAAACAAAACAAGUCUUCUGCUAUGCUGCUCAAGCUUUGGGCUUACUUCGAUCGUGAUGACUUGUGGUAUGGCCUACUGUGUAGUGCGGAGGGACUGGCACCACCAUGGCUAGAUGUUCUUAGAGACAAACUUACGUUUAUGGAAAGCAUACGCCUGUUAUGCGAUCACGGACUAGUGGAGGUUAAUACAGUUAUUGGAGAGAAUGAAGCGGAAUAUCCGGGCUAUAGCGUUCAUGCAUGCGUGCAUGCAUGGAUGAUUGAUGUUUUACAUACAAAGACUGACACUAACAUGGUGCAACUAGCCGCCACAUGUGUGGCAUCUCUCAUACCUAACAAAGAUGACCAUGAAUAUUGGCGUUUACAACGAAGACUUUUGCAGCACGCUGAUCGAUGUUCAGAGAUAAUGGCUGAUAGCACAGGAAUUCCAGAUUUGGUUCAAUGGAUUUACGAUUCAUUUGGAUACCUCUAUAUGGAGCAAGACCGAUUUGAGGUGGCAGAAGUGAUGUUCGAGCGAGCAUUGAAGCAGCAGGAUAAGACAUUAGGACCCGAAGAUAUUUCAACACUCGAUACAGCCCACCGUCUAGGUCUUACCUAUUUUCACCAAAGUCGGCUCCGUGAAGCAGAAGCGAUAUAUAAGCGGGUAUUGCAGCGUUACGAGAAGUUACUAGGGCCUGACCAUGCCAAAACGCUUGAUAUGGUCAACAAUUUGGGGGUGGUCUAUCUAGACCAAGAUCGAUUUAGAGAAGCAGAACAGAUGUUUGAGCGGGCAUCAAAAGGAUAUCAAGUGGCGUUUGGGUAUGAUAAUAGAUUCACGCUCAAUGUAGUCACCAAUAUGGGAAGUGUCUAUCUCUGUCAAGGCCGACUUGAUGAAGCAGAAAAGAUAUGCAAGCGAGCAUUGAGAGGAUGGGAGACGACAUUAGGAUCCAACCAUAUAUCAACGCUGAACGCAGUCAACUUCCUUGGAAAAGUUUACGCCAGUCAGGGUCGCCUCGGCGAAGCUGAAAUACUAUGUGAGCGAGCAUUGCAAGGGUUAGAGAAUGCAUUAGGGCUCAGUCAUACAUUGACACUCGACACCAUCCAUGGUCUGGCACAUGUCUACGACAUACAAGGUCGAGUCAAUAAAGCAGAAACAAUGUAUAAGCGAGCGUUGGGAGGACGGGAGGUGUCCGAGCCAGCUACUGGUGGAGCAAAUCUGCUUGCGUUAAAAAUUCUUGAAAAACUCGGUAAUCUUUAUGAACGUACAGAUAAGCCAGAGCUGGCUGAGAAAGUUUAUUUGCAAGUAUAUGAUGGAUAUGUAGCUGUCUUUGGGGAUGACAGCGAACGGGCCAGAAGUGUUCAAAAUAGGUUGGAAGACAUGGCAUUAUGUCAAACGAGACCGUAG
Messenger RNA from Fusarium graminearum PH-1, 2694 nucleotides. RefSeq lists its product as uncharacterized. The transcript is spliced from 4 exons. Bases 1 to 2694 code for a protein of 897 amino acids. The record is from RefSeq and is a predicted model, not a curated record. Gene Ontology annotation, molecular function: protein binding. NCBI's taxonomy places the organism in Eukaryota, Fungi, Ascomycota, Sordariomycetes, Hypocreales, Nectriaceae.